GCACGGUCAGACGGGGGAAGGACAGGGCAGCCCGCAGCUGAAGUUUUCUUUCUCCGGUUAUCACAUGAAAUAACUUUUUUAGGGGAAAUUUUUUAUGGAUCUACACCGUGAAAACUCAUGUAAAGAAAGAGUGGAUGUUUUAUUUGAUACGGUUUUGAGUCUUGCAAUGUGGCACUCUGUGGAGCAAACGGUGACCUCCAGGUAUUUAAUGUUGUUUUUUUUAGUGCCUGUUUUAUGAUUUUUUUCUAAGUAUAGCAGCGAAUGAUAUUCAUAACUUGAUCGUUUAUAUUUUUUAUUUUUACGCAUUUUUACACAUUAUGACGACAAAUUGAAAAUGUGUUAUGUGGUAAACUUUAUUAGUAAGUGAACUUUGCAGUCAGGCUCCAACAAGCCAAGUCAGGGGGGGAAAUAACCCCCCUCCCCUCGCUGAUUCGCUCAUCUUCAAGUGCAAAGUGUAAAAAAUGAGCAGCCCCUCCAGGAGUUUAGACGGCCAGAAAGGUGAAAGCCCAGGUCACAAACCGGAGACAUCCAGGUACCGCAACUGGAGCAGUCUCCGCUUCUCCAGAUGGAGAACUGGGUCCCAGAGGGCAACACCACCUCCCACCCCCUCCCCAAAGACAGACAAGAGGAGCGAUGUGAGCAAGACGCUCUUCUCGCUGGUCAAGACUCACAAUGACGACUACACAGCGGAUCCGGAUGGCCUCCUGGACACCAACGGAGAGGGCGAGGGAGAUGGCGAUGACGUGUCUCAGGACCAGUCCACCUAUUUCCAGAAGCAGUUUGGCUCCAUGCUGCAGCCCGGGGUCAACAAGUUCUCCCUGCGCAUGUUCGGCAGCCACAAAGGUGUUGCUGCUGAGCAGGAAAGGGUUAAGAGCUUUGGAGUGUGGAUCAUACACCCCUACAGUGACUUCAGGUUUUACUGGGACAUUGUAAUGCUCCUGUUGAUGAUGAGCAACCUUGUCAUUUUGCCCUGGGGCAUCACCUUCUUCGAAGACCAGAACACCAUGCCCUGGAUCACCUUCAACGUCCUGUCUGACACACUCUUCCUCAUGGACCUCGUUUUCAACUUCCGUACGGGCAUUUUGGGAGAGGACAGCCACAUUAUCCUGGACCCCAAAGAGAUCCGCAUUCAUUACCUCCGCACCUGGUUCCUGGUGGACUUCAUCUCCUCCAUUCCUGUCGACUACAUCUUUCUCAUUGUCGACCUCGAAUCCCGACACGAGUCAUCUGAUGUGUACCGUACAGCUCGUGCACUUCGCAUUGUGCGUUUCACAAAAAUCCUCAGUCUGCUGCGUCUUCUCCGACUGUCUCGCCUCAUCCGAUACAUCCACCAGUGGGAAGAGAUUUUCCACAUGACAUAUGACCUGGCCAGUGCUGUGGUACGUAUAGUCAACUUGAUCGGCAUGAUGUUGCUGUUAUGUCACUGGGAUGGCUGCUUGACCUUCAUGGUGCCUAUGCUGCAAGACUUUCCUCCAGACUGCUGGGUAUCUAAAAACAAUAUGGUGAACUCUACGUGGCACAUACAGUACUCCUACGCUCUGUUUAUGGCCAUGAGUCACAUGCUGUGCAUAGGAUACGGUGCCCACCCUCCAGAAGGCAUGAGUGACGUUUGGCUCACCAUGGUCAGCAUGGUAGUUGGGGCCACCUGCUACGCAAUGUUCCUCGGCCAUGCAACUAACUUGGUCCAGUCCUUGGACGCUUCGCAUCGGCAGUAUCAAGAGAAGUAUAAACAAGUGGAGCAGUACAUGUCAUUUCAUAAACUGCCAGCAGACUUAAGACAGAGGAUCCAUGACUACUAUGAGCAGCGAUUCCAAGGCAAGAUGUUUGAUGAGGACAACAUCCUUGGAGAGCUCAGUGAUCCACUCAAGGAGGAGAUUGUCAGCUAUAACUGUCGUGGACUCGUGGCCAACAUGCCACUGUUUGCCAACACUGACCCUCAUUUUGUGACGGUGAUCCUAACCAAGCUGCGUUUUGAAGUCUUCCAGCCAGGAGAUUUUAUUAUACGGGAGGGAACGCUGGGUCGGAAAAUGUACUUUAUCCAGCAUGGGACCGUCACUAUCAUCCCACGCGGCAGUAAGGAGAUUAAGCUCAGCGAUGGAGCAUAUUUUGGGGAGAUUUGCCUGCUGACUCAGGGACGACGCACAGCCAGCGUGAGGGCCGACACCUACUGUCGUCUUUACUCUCUGAGUGCGGAUAGUUUCAGUGAGGUUCUGGAGGAGCACCCUCUGAUGAGGAGGGCGUUUGAGAGUGUGGCCGUGGACCGACUGGACCGUGUUGCGCGCAGAUCGAGUUAUCAGCCAGUCCCAGAUGACUGACUCCCGCAGUACCAUGAGAGAGACUCCAGCCAGAAAGUUUAAAUGUAUUUUUUUCAUUAAAACUGCAUGUGACAAAGAUAUCUUUUAUUUAAGCACACCGAUGGACAACCAGAUUGAGACGCUUACUUUAAUCUAUUACUACAGGUUUGCUGCACUGAGGUGAAAAUAUUCUACCUUCAGUUCAUUUAAUUUUGUUACUUGAAUUUGGAUAAGGUAUAAUAUGUGCUCAUGUUUAUAUAUAAUCUUCAUGUAAGAGCCACUGCAUAAUUUACAAAGAGUCUCUGGAGCUGUAAAUACCAUUUUAGUGGCUUGCAGUUCCGCUGUGAUUAUCUAUCAGAUUAUUCGUACAGGAUAUUGACAGCUUACAGGAGAAGCAGCUGGUGUUACACCAUACAGCUUUCAAUGGCUCUGUUUUAAAUGAUCCCGCUCAUCUGUAGGUCACCUGAUGUGAGGGUUUAGUGCUGAUGCUCGUAGAAGAUGAGUUGCAGUGAUGUAAUAUCGCCAAUUGUACACAGACAGUUUUCACACAGUUACACAUCACUGCUUGUGUGACAAACCUCACCAGUGGCACAGGUCAUAUAAAGAAUCCACAUUCUAUAAUUUAUACCCAGUAUUUUUUUUUCCAUGCAUACUAUUUUAGUUGCUUUGUUUCCCUCUUGAAAUGGUGUCAUAUCAUUUGCAAACAUAUAUUUAUAAUGUAAAACUGAUGAAUGAAAAUAAAGUCCCCAUAGGUUAACUAGUAGGUAAAUGUCAGGUGCUGAUUUAUAAGUUUUAUUUUUGUAAAUAUGUAUGAAUAAAUGGAACUGUUUCUUUUCAAACAAAAUAAUGCAGACAGACAUCUGAGGUUAUAUACUGUAUAUACUGUACAUCCAGCAUUUUUCACAGCAGUUUGACUUGUCAGUGUAGAAAAGCCACAGCUCUAUUUCAGCAUUAAAAAUGUUGCUAUUAGGAGUUCAUUUAUGUUCUAUUUUUGCCUCAUAGAAAGAUCUGACAAAUGUAAAUAGGCUGAACGCUGAUUUAAAUUCAGAUCUAUACUGUGUACUUUUCUCAGGUACAUUUAAAACAGCAUGAUUUUGAACAUUUACAUUUGAUGCAAAAAAAAAAACAAACACAAUUUUAACCAAAGUACUUAUAUGUUUUUUCUUCUUUUUCUGAUUAAUAUCUUCAUAUUGAUGAUGUCAAAUACAAAUAUCUGUACCAAGUAUAAAUAAAAAAGUGUUUUUUUUGCCUA
Messenger RNA from Archocentrus centrarchus (flier cichlid), 3546 nucleotides. It is a transcript of the gene hcn3, whose product is annotated as hyperpolarization activated cyclic nucleotide-gated potassium channel 3. Gene Ontology annotation, biological process: potassium ion transmembrane transport; sodium ion transmembrane transport; regulation of membrane depolarization. Bases 462 to 2315 code for a protein of 617 amino acids. The transcript has 7 exons. NCBI's taxonomy places the organism in Eukaryota, Metazoa, Chordata, Actinopteri, Cichliformes, Cichlidae. Gene Ontology annotation, molecular function: voltage-gated potassium channel activity. The record is from RefSeq and is a predicted model, not a curated record. Gene Ontology annotation, cellular component: axon; HCN channel complex; membrane.